Saprolegnia diclina VS20 is the source of this 989-nucleotide messenger RNA. RefSeq lists its product as hypothetical. The transcript has a single exon. Bases 6 to 854 code for a protein of 282 amino acids. The record is from RefSeq and is a predicted model, not a curated record. Lineage: Eukaryota; Oomycota; Saprolegniomycetes; Saprolegniales; Saprolegniaceae.
CGACUAUGAUGCUCUCGGACAUCCUUGGCGACUCUGGCCGCGCCGCCCCCCGCAAGGCGCCCGUGCACCUCGACAUCGAUGCCCCGUACCCGUCCUGGUCGACGCCGUCGCCGUCGUCCUCUGUUAUCUCCACCGGCACGACCGAAGACUCGAGCUCCGGCGAUGAAUUCGUACACACGCGCCGGUUUGCACCCACGACGGCCGCCAAGGCCGCGACCAAGAAGACCAAGACGCGCACGAAAGCCGACGAGCAGUCCAACAAGGAAUUUCGCCGCGAGUACAAGAAGGAGUGGUACGAGAAGAACCGCGAGAAGGCGCUCGCGAAAAUGAAAGAGUACUACGAGCGCCGGAAGCAAGCCGGCACGCUCCACCGCCGCUCCAACAAGAAGAAGCCGACGCCGAGCGUCGAGUCGUCGCCGGCGUCGUCGUGCCAAGACGAGCCGAUGACGAUGUCGCCGAGCUCGAACGCGCACUGCGUGCCUGUGAUGCCGCGCCAGUCGACGAUGCCCGCUCUAUUUAUUCACGAAGACCCCCGGACACAGUACUCGUCGCCACCCGUCUCGGCGCUCCGCCCGCCGUCGCGUUUCGGCGUCUACGACCACGCGCCGCAGUUUCCGCCAAUGUCGCACCACCACUACCACCAGCACCACCACGACACUCGUGCCUUCGAGUAUACACCCUACCACCCCCAGCAGCCCCAGGCGCUCCACCAACACCAACAUCAUCCUAUGCACCAGCAGCAGCCACACCCGCAGCAGCAGCAUCACCACCACCAGCAUCAGCAGCAGCAACAACAACCUCCGCAGUCCGACAGUCACUUGAACCUGUUAUGCCACGUCGCGCUCAUGGACUAGCUACACGUCUUGCAUGUCAUCAACAACCAAACUCUCUCACCAACUCUAGACGUCCGUCUCCUGGACAUAUAAUUACGUAGCCGUAUCAUCAAUUCUAAUAUGUUAAUAAGCACCACCAAACUAUUCUUCGAGCGA